Molecule: messenger RNA, 569 nt
Organism: Stomoxys calcitrans (stable fly)
Lineage: Eukaryota; Metazoa; Arthropoda; Insecta; Diptera; Muscidae
Product: pupal cuticle protein Edg-78E-like
Exons: 3
Coding region: 195-569 (124 amino acids)
Cellular component (GO): chitin-based extracellular matrix
Molecular function (GO): structural constituent of chitin-based larval cuticle
Source: RefSeq, a predicted model, not a curated record
AUUUUUCAACGUGUUGGAGUUGUUAUACCUAUUUUGAAAGUCGCCAUUUUAAGACAGUCAAAAAAUUAGCAGUGAAAAAAAAAUUGGGAAAAACUCUGUAAAUAUCUAUUGAAUUGAAUUGAAUCGUCAAUCACAACAAAUUUAAGAUUGAAGCUUUAACUUGCAGCAAUACCAUAAACUAGCAAACCAAAAAUAUGUUUCAAACUAUUGUUUUGGUCUCCUGUGUUUUUGUAACUGCCUUUUGUGCGCCGCCCAAUCCGUUAGAUGCGAAUGCAAGCACUUUAGGACUCGCUAAUGAAGUGCAUCCUGAUGGCAGUUACAACUUCUCCUACCAAACUUCAAACGGCAUUGAUUUUAGUGAAUCGGGCGUGGGUAGUUCGUAUGCCUCGGGUUCCUACAGCUAUACUUCCCCAGAGGGUCAAAAUGUAGCACUUAGUUACACUGCCGAUGAAAAUGGAUACCAGCCGCGUGGAGAUCAUCUACCCACUCCACCACCCAUUCCCGAUUACAUUCUCAGAGCUUUGGCUUAUAUUGAGGCGCAUCCAUUCCCCAAAAUACCUAGAAAAUGA